AUGAGGACAAAUGGUGAAUCAUUAACUGAAGUGGUGAUUAUUGAAAAAAUCCUUAGAAUAUUAACACAAAGGUACGAUCACAUAGUGGUGGCAAUUGAAGAAUCAAAGGAUCUUGAUAAGAUGAAGAUAGAGGAGUUACAAGGCUCUCUUGAAGCUCAUGAACUGAGAGUAAGAGAAAGGUGUGCAGCAACCUCAACACCUCAAGUACAGGCCUUGCAGGCCCAAGUUAGCAAGAAAACCAAUCAAAGUGGUAAGAAAAAAUUCAACAAGAAAGAAAUCCAAUGCUAUAAUUGUCAAAAAUGGGGAUAUUUUGCAAAUGAAUGUAGAUCCAAGAAGGUUCAAAGAGAAGAUGACAAAGAACAAAUGGCAGCUGAGGAUUCAGACUCAGAUGAGGUAUUGUUGAUGGAUACAACAAAAACAAAUGAUGACUGUCCGGAGCAGUGGUACCUUGACACAGGUUGUUCAAAUCAUAUGAUUGGUCAUAAAGAAUGGUUUGUAAGCAUUGAUGAUAAGGUGAAAAGGGAUAUCAGAUUUGCAGAUAACAGUUCUGUAAUGGCAGAAGGAGUAGGAAAGGUAUUGAUUCAAAGAAGAGAUGACAAACAAUCAUUCAUAUGCGAUGUGUUGUAUGUGCCAAACAUGAAGACUAAUCUGUUAAGGCUUGGAUAG
This is a messenger RNA of Cicer arietinum (chickpea), 666 nucleotides long. RefSeq lists its product as uncharacterized. The record is from RefSeq and is a predicted model, not a curated record. Gene Ontology annotation, molecular function: zinc ion binding; nucleic acid binding. NCBI's taxonomy places the organism in Eukaryota, Viridiplantae, Streptophyta, Magnoliopsida, Fabales, Fabaceae.